UCCUCAGCCAAAAGCAGGAGGCACAUGUCGCAGUACAGGCAGCUAUGAAGGGACAGGUGUUGGGGUACGAAUGGAGUGAAAUCCAACAACUCCAAAAGGCUGACCCCAAUAUUGGCCCUGUCUUGUGUGCUGCUAAAGCAAACGUUAAGCCAGUAGGAGAGCAGAUGCGAAGCAUGGGGCCAGUGUUGAGGAAGCUGGUUUAUCAAUGGGACCGGCUGAGGGUCCGACAAGGAGCCUUAUUUCGCUGUAUAUGGGAUCCCAGGGAUGGUGAAGAAGUUUGGCAACUGGUUGUGCCAGAAUCCCUGUGUAAGCAUGUGUUUGAAACCCAACAUGAUCACAAAGGCCAUUUUGGCGAGAGGAGCACGCUCGAGAUGAUGAGGCGAAGUUAUUACUGGCCUACGAUGUAUAAAGAUGUCCAGCAUUGGGUAAAGCAAUGCAGACGUUGUGCACUUGCUGCUGCAAAAGAAACUGCAACCCGCUGCAAAAGAACAUAUGAUCGUAAGCUCAGCGCAGCUUUAAUCAGGCCAGGUGAUCGGGUACUUAUGAGAAAUCAUAAACCAAGGGGCAGAAAUAUGAUUCAAGAUAAGUGGGAACCCGGCCCCUACUUAGUUGUCAAGCAAAAUCACCCUGACAUGCCAGUGUUCACUGUCAAACCGGAAGCUGGGGGGCCCGCUAAAGUAGUACACAGAGGACAGUUAAAACACUGUACCUUCCAGACACCAGUGAAAGAGCGCAUUGCACCAAGAGACAGAAGGAGAAUGAUAGAUUCAGACUCCGAUACUCACAAUGUAGUCUAUAUUCCCCAGAGCUCACUCGCACUAGACAUGGGUGCACACCAGAAUCAGGGUGGGGAGGAGGAGUAUAGCCAGGGGAUGGAAGGGGGCACAUCGGGGGUAGUUGUAGAGCCAUAAGCAGCACAGGUCUUAGACAGGGAUGCUGAUGAGUCAGACGUAGAUUCAAGUGAGGGUGAAUCGCAAAGGCGACCCACGAGGUGUACCAGCGGUAUAUUUCCUGUGAGAUUCAGGAAGGACUAUGUAAUGUAAAA
Thalassophryne amazonica is the source of this 1045-nucleotide messenger RNA. RefSeq lists its product as uncharacterized. The transcript has 3 exons. The record is from RefSeq and is a predicted model, not a curated record. NCBI's taxonomy places the organism in Eukaryota, Metazoa, Chordata, Actinopteri, Batrachoidiformes, Batrachoididae. The coding region runs from base 45 to 911 and encodes 288 amino acids.